This is a messenger RNA of Oreochromis niloticus (Nile tilapia), 1718 nucleotides long. RefSeq lists its product as uncharacterized. NCBI's taxonomy places the organism in Eukaryota, Metazoa, Chordata, Actinopteri, Cichliformes, Cichlidae. Bases 348 to 1322 code for a protein of 324 amino acids. Gene Ontology annotation, molecular function: nucleic acid binding. The record is from RefSeq and is a predicted model, not a curated record. The transcript has 2 exons.
AGGAGGAGGAGGUGGUGAAGGAGGUGGAGGUGGAGAACGACGGCGACAAGGAAGGGGAAGAGCAAGGGCACGAAGACAGUCAGUCUCGGAUGAAAUUCGAGCCACUUUAGUUGACCAUGUCCUUGUCCAUGGGAUGACUAUGAGGGAGGCUGGGCAACAAGUACAACCAAAUUUGAGUCGCUUCACUGUUGCCUCCAUCAUCAGAACCUUCAGGGAGGAAAACAGGUAGGUGUACUUGCAGUAAGACUGCUUUGUACAGUAACGUUUAAGUUACUGAAUUUAUGUGUCUUGAGUUUCAGUAUGUUUCCAUUAUUUUCCUGUAAAAUGAAUGUGUGACAGUUACAGUAAUGAGUGCUUCUAUUUUUGUAGGACAGAGACGACCACCUGGUGGAGGCAGGUUAAGGCUUUUGUCGGAGGAGCAAGAGAGGGAACUUGUAAACAUGGUAAUUGCAAAUAAUGUAAUCCGCCUGCAAGAGAUUCAAAGGAGAGUGAUUGAGGAUGAUCAUCUUUUUCGAGGCAUAAAUGCCAUCAGCCUCUACACAAUUGACCGCAUCCUCCGAAAGAAUCAAUUCCGGAUGAAACAGGCAUACCGAGUCCCUUUCGAACGAAACUCUGACAGAGUGAAAAACCAACGUGUGGAAUAUGUUCAGAGAAUCUUUGAGAUUGAAGGACGGCCUGUUCGCCAUGAAAUGAUCUUUGUGGAUGAGGCAGGUUUUAACCUGACCAAAAGAAGGAAAAGGGGGAGGAACAUAAUUGGCCAUCGGGCUAUUGUAAAUGUCCCUGGUCAGCGUGGGGGGAAUGUCACUAUGUGCGCAGCCAUCAGCCAACGAGGGGUACUCCACCGCCAUGCCGUACUAGGACCCUAUAACACUAUGCUUCUCCUUGCUUUUCUUGAUGGUUUAAGACAACAUAUGUUCCAGCUGGACUACAGGGAACCAUCACAGCCAGAGCAGCCUCACUACGUUGUUGUGUGGGAUAACGUCAGCUUCCAUCGCGCUGCUCUGGUUCGUGACUGGUUUACCAAUAACCCAAAGUUUUCUAAUAUCUUUCUGCCUGCAUACUCCCCCUUUCUAAACCCGAUAGAGGAGUUAUUUUCGGCAUGGCGGUGGAAAGUGUAUGACCGAGAACCUUAUGUCCGUGUUCACCUCCUUCAGGCCAUGGAAGAGGCCUGCCUAGACAUAUCAGUAGAUGCAUGCCAGGGGUGGAUCAGGCAUGCAAGAGGAUUUUACCCCCGCUGCCUGGCUGGGGCCAAUAUAGCCUGUGAUGUGGAUGAGAUUCUCUGGCCUGACCCAGACCAAAGACAAGAUGCUGUGGUGGGAUAAUGUUUCUGGUGUGUGUUGUACUGUAUAGUACAUGAAUGACAAUGUGCCACUGUACAUACAUUGGUUGCGUCUUUUGUGUUUAUCAUGUGACAAGGGUUUUGAAGGGGAGAACCAUAAGCAACCUAAUUGUUUUGGAACUAUUGUUUUGAAUUAAUUGUACCAGUGUGCAAAACUCUGUUGUAGUGUGUGUGUUUUUGAGGGCUUGUGUUUGAUGUCUGAGGGCAAAGUUCGGUUUUUCAGCAGGAGUGAAUAGUUUUGGGUGUAGAGCUUCAUUUUGACCUGGAAAUAGGAUGUUUGGGGAAUUGAGUGAGAUGUUAUGGAUUUGUGUUUACUGUUGUGCGGAUAUGAGGCGUAGUUUCAAGAAAUGUGUUUUAGCAAUCGAGAAAAACUGUAAUA